Molecule: messenger RNA, 444 nt
Organism: Histoplasma capsulatum G186AR
Lineage: Eukaryota; Fungi; Ascomycota; Eurotiomycetes; Onygenales; Ajellomycetaceae
Exons: 2
Coding region: 1-444 (147 amino acids)
Source: RefSeq, a predicted model, not a curated record
AUGUAUUACAUUCUGUACCUUGCGAGUCUUUGCCGCCGCCGUCGCUGGCCAGAACCCCUCUACGAAUCAUAUCCCUGUGCGGCCGGAUACGGCUGCAUUGUGCGCGUCAAUAAUCGCGAGUAUCAGACGGAUGUAUAUUGCGAAACGGAAUCCCUCGCCAGAGAAAGCGCGGCUAUGCGCGCCUAUCUGAUCUGCCGGAAUUUCUCUGUCAACGAUGGGAUGUAUCCUGCAGGUCACGACCAUGGAGGGAUUGUACAGGGCAUUCCAGUUGCUAUUGGCACAGGACGACGUGGUCGUUUUCGCGAUGAUACUGAUGCGUCAACCAGUAGUGGAAGCCGAAGUGGGGGUAGCAGCCCUGAGAGCCACGAGGGAGGUCGACUAGGUCGUGGGCGCCAACCUGCCGCUCCAACGAGAACACUCGCAUACGGCCACCAGGGCCUCUAA